Molecule: messenger RNA, 846 nt
Organism: Fulvia fulva
Lineage: Eukaryota; Fungi; Ascomycota; Dothideomycetes; Mycosphaerellales; Mycosphaerellaceae
Exons: 4
Coding region: 1-846 (281 amino acids)
Source: RefSeq, a predicted model, not a curated record
AUGAAGACCAACAACUCCGUCCUCUUCGGGCUCAUUGCCUCAGCCAGCACUGCAGUGGCCCAGAUCGUUAACUGCGAUGGAAAUCAGUCUCCAGACUGGGAUGAUUGUGACACCAUCUUCUCAAUCAACAGGCCCUUGGUUGAGGAGAUUCCAUCAUUCUACCCAGACUGCACCGCGUACCCCGUCCCAGCUGGCGUAGAUCCAGACACUCUGAACUGUCAAGUCCGCUGGUGCCCUACCAGCGCGGAGAGUCGCACUUCCUACAGCAGCACUGGCGGAGACUACAAUCUUAUCAGCAUCAACUGUAAGCCAGCUGGCGGAGGAGCCGAUGGUAUCCGUGACACCUACAGGCUCGAGGUCACCAACAACCCAGCAUACGAGCCAUCGUCGAAGCGUAAAGGCCGCCGGGCCCUUGCCGAGGCUGUCAAGGACAAGCGACAGGCUGAGAGUGACACUGGCUUCACCCUGGUGACCUCAUCACGCAGCGUCGAAAGAGACGGCUUCCAAAUCACCGGCGGUCUCACCGCCGGCUCCAUGUACACGGUCCAACAGACCGACGGGAAGUCCACCAGCACCACCGUCAGCGCCAGCGUCGGUGCCGGCUUUUUUGAGUUCUUUUCUGCUUCCGUCGGCACUGAAGUUACGUCGGAGACGUCGCAGGAAAACACUGUUGGCAUUACCGUCAACAUCCCUUGCGAUUCAGACCAGCGUGGCCAGGUCUUCUGGUACCCAUUGUACGACGUAUACAGCGGCUUCACUACUCCAUCCAACACCAAUGUGGAGGUUGUUGUCCCACAGCAGAACGAUGUCAGCGCCUCGAACUACAGAGUCAAGUGCAUCAACUGA